This is a messenger RNA of Periconia digitata, 942 nucleotides long. NCBI's taxonomy places the organism in Eukaryota, Fungi, Ascomycota, Dothideomycetes, Pleosporales, Periconiaceae. The record is from the annotation of a GenBank genome assembly.
UCGCGCUCUGCGCAAACAAAUAAAUCAAGCCUUCCUGUGAAGUUGCAAGCAAGCAAACAAAGCAAUUUGAUUUAUUAUCCUCAGCAUUUUGUAACCAUGGCCGAUGCACAAGUUCCAACAAUGUCCAACAAACUACCCGAGACGGACAACUUAGCUAUUGGGUUUAAGAAAGAAAUUAUUCUCGAUCAGAAGUCCCGUAAUCUGAUCGAGAGUUAUUGUCAAAUGCCCUCCGACCAGGUGGUGCCCCAUCUCUACGCCGUUCGCGAAAAAGCAUGGAAGGUCUUUCCCUGGCCAUGCGUGGGCAUGUGGUCCUUCGUUGUUCCUACAAUCAACACAUUGCCUCAGUAUUCCAGCAUCAUCCUCCGAGUAAAGGAAAAAGGUCAAAGGAUCCUUGACCUCGGUUGUGCUCUUGGGCAAGAUGUCAGGCAAAUGAUCGCCGAUGGAGUACCCGACCACCUUGUGUAUGGACUUGAACUUGAGGCAGGCUUUAUCGACUUAGGUUAUGACCUGUUUCUUGACCGGGAUACACUCAAAUCAGAAUUCAUCUCGGCAGACGUGCUCGAAAAGUCAGGACCCAACCCGAAACUCGCAGCAUGGGACGGCACGAUCGACAUAAUCUACAGUGGCCGUUUCUUGCAUUGUUUCGGCCGAGAAGACGGACUUGUGGUCGCAAUGCGUAUGACGAAGCUUCUGAGCAACCGCGCCGGAUCUGUCAUUGUUGGUGAAUGCUUGGGAGGUAAAAUUGACCGAGAGGUAGUUGCUCCAGUCGGCAAGCUCCACCUAUACAGCGUCGAGUCAUUCAAGGAAUUGUGGGCCCAGGCUGCAGAAGGGAUGGGAGUGGAGUUCAAGGUUGAUGUUCAAGCCCACCCAGGCAGUCAAGCGCAUAUGGCACAUUUCGGCGAGGAUGUGGUCAGCUUAGUAUUCUGGGUGGAGAGAUUGUGA